Messenger RNA from Salvia splendens (bonfire salvia), 982 nucleotides. RefSeq lists its product as uncharacterized. The record is from RefSeq and is a predicted model, not a curated record. NCBI's taxonomy places the organism in Eukaryota, Viridiplantae, Streptophyta, Magnoliopsida, Lamiales, Lamiaceae. The transcript has 2 exons. The coding region runs from base 4 to 774 and encodes 256 amino acids.
GCCAUGAACCCACUUAUCCAUAAUCAAGCGACCUUCUUCUACCGGGGCAAGUGGAACGCAGCGAUGGAUACGUUGCUACUUUCUACUGUGAUCAAGCUGCGAACUGGGAGCUCAUCGACCGAUGACUUUGUGACUGAUUCGGUGCUCAACGAGGCUUGUAAGUUAAUCAAUCUUCGCUUUGCCACUAAAAUAACUUGUGCUGAUGUUGUCAGUCGGUUGGAGCUACUCCGAGUUCGCCACCAGACUUUCAACGAAGUUGUUACUACACCGGGAGUCCGCUGGGACCUUGAUGAGAAGCUCAUCGUUGCAGACGAAGAAACUUUGAAGUUUAUAUUUCGGACAAACCCCCUUGCCGGAGCUUACUAUUACCAAGACGAGGCGGAAUAUAACCGCUUAACAACCAUGUUUGGGCUUCAGGAUGUGAAAAAGGAGAAGUCGCGAGAGGUGAUAACCAUGUCCGACACAACGGAGCUGAUCGUGAUAACUGAUUCCCCCGUACCAAAUGCACCUACUCGUGGGAAGCAUGCUCCUUCGCCAGUUGAUCCGGACGAAGUCAAUUCACCCUUCAUCGAUCAAUAUACAAUGGUUCGCCGGAAGCUUUUUGAUGAGCCAUCGACCAAUACCAAACAAGGCUCGCCAAGCAGGGCUGGUGGACUUGUUGGACGCAUGGAUCCAACUCGGUUGUUGCCAGUGAAGCAAUUGUACUCAUCGCCGAAAGGCUCAUCGUGCGCGUGUUGGAGUCCGGCAGCACCAUCGCGCAAAUUGACCCCUUAAUUAUCUACGUUGUGCCCCCGACCAGUCUCGAUAUCUUUUGUUAACUUAUUAAUAUGUUGUUUCGUAGGUGGAAUUAAAAAAAUGAUUGUUGAAUGUAGGUUUAACUUAUGUUGUUUGCUUUAAAAUGUACAAGCGAGACUGCUCUGCUAGGUUAUGUAUUAUGUUUGUAUAAUUUUCAUGUGAAAUGCACUGUUAGUUUAAUAUUAAA